Messenger RNA from Myotis lucifugus (little brown bat), 5512 nucleotides. RefSeq names its product AUTS2, activator of transcription and developmental regulator (gene AUTS2). The transcript has 15 exons. The record is from RefSeq and is a predicted model, not a curated record. Lineage: Eukaryota; Metazoa; Chordata; Mammalia; Chiroptera; Vespertilionidae. Bases 1223 to 3649 code for a protein of 808 amino acids.
GUCAGCAUGAGCAGCGCGGAGGCUCUGGGCGCUCCGCCGGCGCCGGCCGGGGCGAGCUGGGGGCAGGUCGCGCGCUUCCCGGGGGCCAAGCUCAGCCGCUAGAGUGCCCGCAGGAGCCGCGGCCAGCACCGUGCCUCCGGGAGGCCCCCAGGCGCCGCGACUCGGCAGCCAGCAGGGACCCGGGACAGGCUAGCCCGGUGGGGCGCCGAGCGAUUGCCCACCUUGGACCGGGGCUGGGUUCACCCCGCCUGGGAUGCCGCGAACGCCGCCCUUGCCGCCUACCUGCAGACCUCUGAUGCGCCUGUCCUGGGGACUCUGAACUUCUGGAAAUCCGGAGACCUCGUCGGGUGGUUUUGUUUUUGCGUCAUCUUAAGCUAGUCUUUGGCUUUGGGAUUCUCGGCUACCUGGAUACGCCUUUUCCUUGGUGGGUAAGUCUCCCGGCGGAUCGCAGCACCAGCAGCCAACCCCGGGGAGCACCAGCCUUUAAAAUCGCAGCCUGGAGCCACCUGGGGAUAGAGAAGAGGACUCAACUCCCCACCAAGCAUCAGAUGCCAGCUCUGAAAAACUCUUCAAUACCGUUAUUGUAAACAAAGAUUCGGAGUUGGGUGUUGGCACACUUCCCGAACACGACAGCCAGGAUGCAGGGCCGAUCGUCCCCAAGAUAUCUGGUCUAGAGAGAAGCCAGGAGAAGAGCCAGGACUGUGGCAAAGAGCCGAUCUUUGAGCCUGUGGUGCUGAAAGACCCCUGCCCGCAGGUCCCGCAGCCGCCGCCCCAGCCCCAGGCAGAGCCCCAGCCCAGAGCUCCCGCUCAGGACCCUGACUCUGUGCAGCGCCCAGAGGCCCCGCCUCAGCCCCCACGACCGAGCACACAGCCACCGCAGGCGCCCCCCGAGGCCCAGCUUCCACCGGCUCCCAAGCCUCCUGUGCAGAGGCCACCCCGGCUGCAGUCCCCCCAGCUGCUGCACCAGAGCCUGCCCCCUGUGCAGGCCCACCCCGCCUCCCAGAGCCUGCCCCAGCCCCUGUCGGCCUACAACAGCAGCAGCCUGAGCCUCAACAGCUUAAGCAGUAGCAGAAGCAGCACUCCAGCGAAGACUCAGCCGGCCCCUCCUCACAUCUCCCACCACCCCUCAGCCUCCCCGUUCCCGCUCUCACUGCCCAACCAUAGCCCACUGCACAGCUUCACACCUACCCUCCAGCCCCCCACACACUCCCAUCACCCCAAUAUGUUUGCCCCUCCCACUGCUCUGCCUCCUCCACCACCGCUGACAUCAGGGAGUCUGCAGGUCCCCGGACACCCGGCCGGGAGCACUUACUCAGAGCAAGACAUCCUGCGACAGGAACUGAACACGCGCUUCUUGGCCUCUCAGAGUGCUGACCGCGGGGCCUCCCUGGGCCCGCCGCCCUACCUGCGCACCGAGUUCCACCAGCACCAGCACCAGCACCAGCACACGCAUCAGCACACGCACCAGCACACCUUCACGCCGUUCCCCCACGCCAUCCCGCCCACCGCCAUCAUGCCGACGCCAGCACCUCCCAUGGUGCGUACCCCAGGCAGAAAUUUUGACAAAUACCCUACAAAAGUUGACCCAUUCUACCGGCACAGUCUCUUCCAUUCCUACCCUCCUGCGGUGUCGGGCAUCCCCCCUAUGAUUCCACCCACUGGCCCCUUUGGUUCACUACAAGGAGCAUUUCAGCCGAAGACAUCCAACCCGAUCGAUGUUGCUGCUCGACCUGGGACAGUCCCGCACACUCUACUUCAAAAGGACCCGAGGUUGACAGAUCCUUUCAGACCUAUGUUAAGGAAACCAGGGAAGUGGUGUGCGAUGCACGUGCACAUCGCCUGGCAGAUCUACCACCACCAACAGAAAGUCAAGAAACAGAUGCAGUCAGACCCACAUAAACUGGACUUCGGACUGAAACCCGAGUUCCUGAGCCGUCCUCCGGGCCCCAGCCUCUUCGGAGCCAUCCACCACCCCCACGACCUGGCACGGCCUUCGACCUUGUUCUCUGCCGCAGGUGCUGCACACCCCACGGGGACCCCUUUUGGGCCGCCUCCUCAUCACAGCAACUUCCUCAACCCUGCUGCUCACCUCGAGCCUUUCAACCGGCCGUCUACGUUCACCGGCCUGGCAGCAGUUGGUGGCAAUGCCUUCGGGGGACUUGGAAAUCCUUCAGUUACACCCAACUCAAUGUUCGGCCACAAGGAUGGCCCCAGUGUGCAGAACUUUAGCAACCCUCACGAGCCCUGGAACCGGCUGCACCGAACGCCUCCGUCGUUCCCGACCCCUCCGCCCUGGCUGAAGCCAGGGGAGCUGGAGCGUGGCGCGUCCGCUGCAGCUCAUGACAGAGAUAGAGAUGUAGAUAAACGAGACUCAUCUGUUAGUAAAGAUGACAAAGAAAGGGAAAGUGUGGAGAAGAGACACUCCAGCCACCCUUCACCAGCACCUGUCCUCCCGGUGAGCACCCUGGGACACACCCGCGGCUCCACUGAACAGAUCAGGGGUCAUUUGAACACUGAGGCUCGCGAGAAAGACAAAUCCAAAGAGAGGGAGAGGGACCACUCGGAGUCCCGCAAGGACCUGACCGCGGAGGAGCACAAGGCGAAGGAGGGCCACCUGCCCGAGAAGGACGGCCACGGCCACGAGGGGCGAGCCGUAGGCGAAGAGGCCAAGCAGCUGGCCCGGGUGCCGUCGCCCUACGCGCGGACCCCUGCCGUGGAGGGCGCCAGGCCCAACAGCACCUCGAGCCGCGAAGCUGAGCAGCGCAAGAGCGAGCCGGCCUACGAGAACCCCAAGAAGAGCUCAGAGGUCAAGGUGAAGGAGGAGCGCAAGGAAGACCACGACCUCCCCGCGGAGGCCGCGCAGACCCACCGGUCCUCGGAGCCGCCGCCUCCCCACUCCUCGUCCAGCGUGCACCCGGGGCCCCUGGCUUCCAUGCCCAUGGCGGUGGGGGUGACGGGCAUUCACCCCAUGAACAGCAUCGGCAGCCUGGACAGGACUCGCAUGAUGACGCCCUUCAUGGGCAUCAGUCCCAUCCCGGGCGGAGAGCGGUUCCCGUACCCUUCUUUCCACUGGGACCCCAUUCGGGACCCUCUGAGGGAUCCCUACCGAGAACUUGACAUUCACCGGAGAGACCCGCUGGGCAGGGACUUUCUGCUGAGGAACGACCCCCUCCACCGUCUCUCGACCCCCCGGCUGUACGAAGCUGACCGCUCCUUCAGGGACAGGGAGCCCCACGAUUACAACCACCAUCACCACCACCACCACCACCCGCUGUCCGUGGACCCGCGGCGGGAGCACGAGCGGGGCGCGCACCUGGACGAGCGGGAGCGCCUGCACAUGCUCCGGGAGGACUACGAGCACUCGCGGCUGCACCCCGUGCACCCCGCCUCGCUGGACGGACACCUGCCGCACCCCAGCCUCCUCACGCCGGGGCUCCCCAGCAUGCACUACCCCCGAAUCAGCCCCACCGCGGGGCACCAGAACGGACUCCUCAACAAGACCCCUCCCACCGCCGCACUGAGCGCGCCGCCCCCACUCAUCUCCACGCUGGGGGGCCGCCCGGUCUCCCCCAGAAGGACUACUCCUCUGUCGGCAGAGAUGAGGGAGAGGCCGCCUUCCCACACGCUGAAGGAUAUCGAAGCGCGAUAAGGAGAGUACAGGCCACGGGAGAGGAGGCCCACCAACAGCGCCAGACCCGGAGCGGAGGGAGCCAGCGGGCGCCCGCGUCCCUGACGGACUGGGGGGCAGGAGCCCCAGCUCUCCCUGUAAACAAUGUAUAGACUCAGUGCAGAUUUUGAAAUGUUUUUGUAUAUUAUAUGUUGAAAUUUUUCAGAUAUUUUAGCCAAGUCAUAUGUUCUCAUGUGUCCAACCCUUUUGGUUUCUCGUACAAAACUUUUUGAUUUGAACCAAAACAGUGAAGAUGACAACACACACUGAUGUGUUCAUUGGGGAGAAAACAGACAGACAGCAGUCCGCACGAGCCACCGUGCAAGCUCUUUCAGAGGAGAAGGGAAGGCCUUGUACAUAGUUGUGUAAAAAAAAGAUUGCUUCAUGAGCUAAGGGUUCAUAUAUGCAAAAGGGUAAGAUGAAAGCUUUACUUUGUACAAAUGUAAAUAGGUAAAGAUUAAGUAACAUAAUACAUUAAUACUUCUUAAAAUGUGCUCUUUGCAAACUUAAUCUCAGUGAACACGGUCCGUGCGGCUGUGUUCCCCUGUAUUGUUAGAGACAGCUAAACCCUUCAACUAUGCAAUGAAUGUUCAGGCUUUUCACAAAAGCCCGCCCAACUCAAAGGAGCCUUUUCAGAUCCAUUUACAACAUACUUAAGGUCAUAUUUUCCCUGAACAAGCGCUUAUGUGAUAGGACUCUGUUUUCCUUGCUUAUUUUUUCAAAUACAGAAACAUCCUCUUUUGCAAAUUGGACCCCAGGCCGAAAUUUUGGCUCUAAAGUUGCUGCUUGUGGGCUCCUGGGGCAGAGGGUGGCCCCAGGGAGGUCAGAGGCCAUGAGCAGCCAGUGCCGGGGAGGCCAGGAGUGGUCAGAUGCCAAAAUCAGGGGACACGAACCGGUUGCCAGCAUCUCACCACCAUCAGUCAUGUGAUUUCACACAUACCUCAUGUGGGAACCAUGCGUUUUUUUAGUGUGUCCUAUUUCCUACCCGUACACACUUCCUCGUUUUGUAAUGAGAUUCAGUCACACCCAAACAGAUCCUGAAAGAAAGCUUUGCGUUUUCUCAGAUGAUGGAUAUGUUUUCACUAUUCAGUAACCAACAGAUCAAAAGGGCACGUUUCCUAAUGUGACUCCCUGUAUUCUAGUCAGUGAUAAAGUCUGGGAGCGGCCUCGCAGAGCCGCGGAGCGGAGCGUUACCGAGGGUGGAAGGUGGCUGAGACAAAGUCUUGUGUGUGCGUGUGUUUUUAAGUUUGCAUCAAUCUUAAUGUCUCCUCAUAAUACUUUUAUAAUACAUUAAGCCUCUUGUCUACAUAUUUGGAGAGAAUAUGACUUUACUAGCAGAGAAAUACAAUAUAUCUUGUCUACUGGACUGUAAAAUAUAUGUACGAAAUAAAAUUAGUUCCAUUGGUCUUCUAGUAUAUUAAAGUGCUAUCUGACGUUGUUAUCCUGUUUUUGGAGAAAAAAAAAGUUAACUACAGACCAUUGUUUCUAAUAAGCAGAGAGAUCUAUUUUAGUAGUAAACUGAAGGUUUAGUUGUGAGCUUCAGAAUUUUGUGAACUCCAGAUAUUGUGCAGUGGUUUUUUUUUUGGCUUUUUUUUUUUUUUUAAGACAACAACUAAAAAGGAAAAAGAAUCCAAGGAAUAUGUACACUGGAACUGUAGUGGUAGCUUCAGUAUUGUAAAGAGAUUGUUCUAUACGGACCUUUUGCUGUUUCUCCUGUAUGUAAUAAAGUCCUUUCUAGACCCUAUGUGAACAGAAAAGUGAAGCGACUGACUUCAGCAUGUUCUCAGCGGCGGAGCCUUCUUGUGUAAUGUAAACUGUGCCAUGUUAUUAAAAAAUGUGAACGAA